UUGAACGAUGUGAUAAAGAACAGAAAAAGGAGAGCCUGUGUAGAGGCUAGGGUUCAUGCACUACAUGAUAAUGCAUGUUAAUUUUUGUUAACUAGACUGUCAAGAAUAGAUAUAUUAUGGCUGCAGAUCUUUUCAAGUAUACCAAAGCCAUUGUAUGUGGUAUCCCAGACUCCCUGGUAGCUGAAGCUCUGAGAAUGGAUGAAGGUGGUGAGCCUGUGGAUCUGGAGAGAGCUAGACAGCAACACGAAGACUACAUUCAGGUGCUGACUGAGUUGGUGGGGGAGAUCCACAUUAUACCAGCGGAUGAGCAGUUUCCCGACUGUGUGUUUGUGGAGGAUCCUGUGGUUGUGUGUGGGGACACUGCACUCGUCACCAGUCCUGGCCACAAGAGUCGUCGUGGUGAGACAGUUGCUAUGAAAGAGGCUGUGACGAAGCUGGGUCUGAGUGUGGUAGAGAUGACAGAGCCUGGCAGAAUGGACGGAGGGGAUGUCUUGUUCACUGGGAGAGAGUUCUUUGUGGGCCAGUCAGCCAGGACUAAUGAGGAAGGACUGAAACAGCUUGCAGCCUCCUUCCCCUCGUACCCAGUGACUGGAGUCAAGGUGACGGGCGGCCUUCACUUGAAAUCAGUAAUGUCCAUGGUUGCCCCUGACAACAUCGCCAUAGGAACCUCACCCGCCGCAGUCGAUGCCAAGGAAGCCAUAAAGCGAGACGGCCACUUCAAGUACAGCUUUCUCUCAGUACCUGACAACUUUGGAGCUAACUGCCUGUUUGUGAAUGGUAUUAUAAUUCAUGUCUCCAAAGAUGCUUACCCAAAAUCGUGUGAAGUCUUCGAUAAGUUUUCAUGUCCUGGAGUUUCUGAGAAGAUUGCAGUGAACAUGUCUGAACUAAAUAAAGUAGACGGUUGUCUCACUUGCUCCUGUGUGCUCAUCAAUUGAUUUGUGUGCACUGUUUAGAAAUUGACUUUGUAAUGUUGCUACAUUUACUACAUGCACAGUAAUGUUUUAGCAA
This is a messenger RNA of Halichondria panicea, 1008 nucleotides long. Its product is annotated as N(G),N(G)-dimethylarginine dimethylaminohydrolase 1-like. Gene Ontology annotation, biological process: positive regulation of nitric oxide biosynthetic process; arginine metabolic process. The coding region runs from base 117 to 935 and encodes 272 amino acids. The record is from RefSeq and is a predicted model, not a curated record. NCBI's taxonomy places the organism in Eukaryota, Metazoa, Porifera, Demospongiae, Suberitida, Halichondriidae. Gene Ontology annotation, molecular function: amino acid binding; dimethylargininase activity. The transcript has 4 exons.